AUGUCGAGGCAAUUUGAAACGAGUCAAUUCGAUGACGCAUUGGAUGAGGAUGAAAAUGAAGAAGAGCCUGAUGAAGAAACUAAGAAGUUUUACAAGUUGAUCCAUGAUGCUCAUCAAGAAUUAUAUCCGGGAUGUAAAGAUUUUACAAAGUUAUCAACUAUUGUUCGUUUGAUCCACAUAAAGAACCUUCAUGGUUGGAGCAACGUGUCAUUUAAUAUGUUACUACAACUACUCAAUGAAUUACUUCCCGAAGGCUCGUGUUUACCAUCAACAUAUAAAGAGUGUAAGUAUAAAAUGAAAAAGGUCCAAAGUGCUAAAAGAAAAGUUUCUUGCAAGGUAACUUCUCGACCAAUUCCAGCAAAGAUUUUGAGGUAUUUUCCUUUGAAACCGGGGAUCAAGAAACUAUUCAUAUCUUCAAAAACCGCCGAUCUGAUGACGUGGCACAAUAAAGGUUGUAAAAAUAAUGGAAAACUAAGGCAUCCGACAGACUCACCAGCUUGGAAAACUUUCGAUUCGUUACAUUCAAAUUUUGCAUUGGAGCCUCGAAAUGUCAGGAUGGGUUUAGCAAGUGAUGGUUUUAACCCAUAUAAAACAAUGAGUAGUAGAUACAGUAUUCGGCCGGUGGUCCUGACGAUAUAUAACUUGCCUCCAUGGGAUUGCAUGAAACAACAUUUUAUGAUGUUGUCUUUGCUUAUUCCUGGUCCUUCUUCUCCUAAUAGAAAUAUUGAUAUAUAUUUACAACCUUUAAUCGAUGAGUUAAAAGAGUUAUGGGAGAAUGGCUUUGAGACAUAUGAUGCUUCUAGUGGAAAGUUAUUUCGUGUACAUGCUGCCUUACUUUGGACUAUAAGCAAUUUGCCUGUAAAAAAAACCUGUUACAUGGGACAUCGAAGAUUUUUAGCAUCAAAGCAUUGGUGGCGAAAGGACAAGAAGAGUUUCGACGAUACAAAAGAGCUAAGAACAGCACCUGUACCACUAUUAGGGCCUGAUAUAUUAGAAAAAAUAGGCAAUAGGGAGAAUUUGUUUGGAAAGACUAUAAAGAGGAGAAGAAAUGAUGAUGAUCCCUGGACUAAGAAAAGCAUCUUUUUCGAGUUACCAUAUUGGAGUACUAAUUUGCUUCAUCACAACUUGGAUGUAAUGCACAUUGAAAAGAAUAUUUGUGAAAAUAUUGUUGGAACAUUAUUGAAUUUAGAAGGAAAAUCAAAAGAUCAUCUCAAAGCAAGGCUUGACUUGCUUCCUGAAGGGUAUGGCUCCAAUAUUUCUAGGUGUGUUCAACUGGAACAUCACAAACUUCUUGCUCUUAAGAGUCACGACUACCAUAUAUUGAUGCAAGACUUGCUUAAAAUAGCAAUUCGAAGAGCCUUACCAAAAGAAGUUGUGAGAGUUCUACUCAAGUUCAGUUCAUACUUCAAGACUUUAUGCUCUAAAGUUAUUAGAGUUGAUGUGUUUGAACAAUUAGAUGUCGAAAUUGCACAAAUUCUUUGUGAAUUAGAAAGAAUAUUUCCACCAUCAUUUUUUGUGCUAAUGAUCCAUUUGUCUAUGCAUCUAGCAUAUGAAGCAAGACUUGGUGGACUUGUCCAAUACCGUUGGAUGUACCCAAUUGAGAGGUUCCUACUCAAAUUGAAGAAUUAUGUCCGUAAUAAAAGUCGUCCUGAGGGAUCUAUUGUAGAAAGGUAUUUAGCAGACGAAUGUUUGACAUUUUGUUCAAGAUACUUGAAUGACAAUGUCCGAACAAAAUUCAAUAACCUAACAAAGAAUCUUGACGGUCCAAUAGGGAAUGGGGUGAUGAUAAGUCUGGAUCCUGUUAUGUGGGAGCAAUCUCAUCAUUAUGUAUUGUUCAAAUAUAAUAUCACCGCUCCAUAUAUCAAACAACAUGAGGAGAUUGUUUUUAGUGAUGCUCAUACUAGCCUUGGAGAUAAAUGGGACAAGACAAAAGACCAUUGUCUUACUUUUACUGAAUGGUUUGAAGAUUUUACUCGGAAUUCAUCUGUUAGUAAAAAGUUGAAGUGGUUGUCUAGAGGGCCAAAUGUUGCUGCAAGAAUAUUUUCUGCUUAUGUGAUAAAUGGUUAUAAGUUUGUGACUGAAGAUUGUGAGAGAAAAACACAAAAUACUGGAGUUAUGGUUAUUUCAUCCACUGUCAAGUUUAGAAAUGAGAAAGAUGAGGAUCCAGAAGUAGAAAAUGUCACUUAUUAUGGAGUUAUAAAAGAUAUACUUGAGUUAGAUUAUCAUGGGCAUUCUAAAUAUGUGCUAUUUAAGUGCGAUUGGUUUCAAAGUAAAAAAGACAACUUUGGGUUAACACUGGUAAACUUUAGAAAGCCAAUUUAUGAAAAUGAUCCAUUCGUGUUUGCAACUCAAGUGAGACAAGUUUAUUACACAGAAGAUCCAAGUGAUACUUGGCAUGUUGUUACCAACACCAUUCCAAGGAAUAUGUUUGAUAUAUACGGCGACUUAGAUAAUGAUGACAAGGAAAAGUUUAAGGAUGGUCCUCAAAUAACAAGUUCUAUGUUUUAUCAAUCUACAAGUGUUGAAGAUGAUGUUAAUUGGAUUAGGGAUGAUAUACCUGGGACAACAAUUGAUACAUGCAUCUUAGAUAAUCAACCAAUGAGAGAAGAGUCUCAAGAUAAUCUUGAUUUUAGUCAUAGAGAUAUGUCAACUCUAUGA
Messenger RNA from Arachis stenosperma, 2658 nucleotides. RefSeq lists its product as uncharacterized. The record is from RefSeq and is a predicted model, not a curated record. The transcript has 6 exons. NCBI's taxonomy places the organism in Eukaryota, Viridiplantae, Streptophyta, Magnoliopsida, Fabales, Fabaceae. Bases 1 to 2658 code for a protein of 885 amino acids.